Molecule: messenger RNA, 2180 nt
Organism: Populus nigra (black poplar)
Lineage: Eukaryota; Viridiplantae; Streptophyta; Magnoliopsida; Malpighiales; Salicaceae
Product: protein IWS1 homolog 1-like
Exons: 11
Coding region: 138-1682 (514 amino acids)
Biological process (GO): regulation of DNA-templated transcription elongation; brassinosteroid mediated signaling pathway
Source: RefSeq, a predicted model, not a curated record
AAAAAGCACCAGUACCGUACACACACGGCGGCUGCAGCUUCUGCUCAAUUAAAAUCUAUCCUCUCCAUGGAAACACCAUCACUAUAAAAUCCGUAAUCAGUUCCAUAAUUUUCCACAACCAACAUCACAAAUUCACAAUGGGUUAUGAAGACGAUCCGUACCGCGAUGUGGACGGAGAACCGUUGAUGGACUACGACGAAAUGCAAUCUGAUGGCGGAGGCCAAUCACCGGAACCACACCAGAAUCAUAUCUUAGACGAAUUAGAGGAUGAUAUUGAGAAUUGGGAGAGGGGGAGGUCACAAACUCCUGUGUACGACACGGAUAAAGUAGGAAAACCUAGAAAAAGAUUGGUUAAAAAAGGCGGCGAUUCAGGGAAAGAGAGUGGUAGUGGUAGUUAUGUGCAGCCAGAGUUGGUUGAUGACUAUGAAGAGGAUUAUGUAGGGUUUGAGAAGGAAGAAUCGGCUGGGGAAGGGAAGUAUGCCAAGAAAUUUGAGAAGGACAGGGACAGGACGAAGUUUAGCAAAGGGGAAAAUAAGUUUGGAGGGAAAGGAGGGAGCGGGUCGAAAUCCGGGUUGAAGAAAGGAACGGCGACGAAGUUGGUGGCUGGAAAGGAUGACGGCGAAGUUAAAGAGAUGUGGGAUACCAUUGCUGGUGGCGAUUCUGAGGAUGAUCAAGAAGGUGCUAGGACUGUAGAUGAUGACAACUUCAUAGAUGACAGUGGUGUGGAUCCUGCUUAUCGGUAUGGAAAUGACAAUGAACCACACUCUCCUACUGAUGCUCCUCAGGCAGAGGAAGGUGAAGAGGAUGAGGAAAUCAAGCAGCUCUUCAAGAUGGGUAAGAGAAGGAAGAAGAAUGAGAAAAGUCCUGCAGAAAUUGCAUUAUUAGUUGAGAAUGUCAUGGCUGAGCUUGAGGUCACUGCUGAAGAAGAUGCAGACCUCAAUAGGCAGGGGAAGCCUGCAGUUAAUAAACUGAAGAAGUUGCCUCUUCUUACUGAGGUUCUCUCAAAGAAGCAGCUCCAACAAGAGUUCAUAGAUCAUGGAGUACUAACGUUAUUAAAAAAUUGGCUAGAACCCCUUCCAGAUGGAAGUUUACCUAAUAUAAAUAUCCGUGCUGCUAUUUUGAGGAUUUUGACUGAUUUUCCAAUUGAUCUGGAGCAGUAUGAUAGAAGAGAACAAUUGAAAAAAAGUGGGCUUGGAAAGGUUAUUAUGUUUUUAUCAAAAUCUGAUGAGGAAACCACAUCCAACAGAAAACUUGCCAAGGAUUUGGUUGAUAAAUGGAGUCGGCCAAUAUUUAAUAAGAGUACAAGGUUUGAAGACAUGAGAAACGUUGAUGAUGAUCGGGCCUUCAGAAGGCCAACAGUGAGAAGGCCUGCAAAUAAUUCUACCAGAAUGGAAUCUAGAGAUGGAGAUCUUGAUUUAGAUAUUUCACGGGAACGGAGGUCUAGUCAAUCAUCAGACAGACAGCAUGCAUCCAGGCCAGAUGCGACACCAUUGGAUUUUGUGGUGCGUCCCCAAUCUAAGAUUGAUCCUGAAGAAGUUAGGGCCCGUGCUAAACAAGUAGUUCAAGAUCAGCGUCGUCUAAAGAUGAAUAAAAAGUUGCAGCAGCUAAAGGGACCGAAGAAGAGGCAAUUGCAAGCUACAAAGCUUAGUGUGGAAGGUCGUGGUAUGGUCAAAUACUUGUGAUGUUAGCAGUUUCUGAAAUUCAUUGGCAACAACGAACAUGAUGUAAGAAAAAUAAUGUGUGGGGCUGGUUGUUGGCUGGAAGUAACCGUUCCACAAGUGAAGGGCGAUCUGGUUCUUCAGCUUCAUUCGGAUGACAUUGUUCGGGCAAAUUGAAGCCCGCUCCGACUGGAUAUUGGAUUCCCGAUUGGCCUAAUACCUGUUAAAUUGAGUCCGCCCAUAAUUUCCGUGUCACAAACUUGGCGGUUUAAGCUAAAGAAAGAUUAUUGCAAGUUGAAAAGUUCGAGGAACAAAAUAUUCUUAUUUGUAAAGAACACUUCUUUUCAGUGACGUUGCUGUACUUCGGUUAAUGUGUCCUUUCGCCUUGUGGGUUAGAUUUACGAGACAAUCACUGUUGUCUACCGAACCAACAAGCACCGGAUAUUAGGAUGUAUUGUUUUGAUCCAGCAAACUUGUCGAGGUAUAUUGAUACAUGUAACAACAUGGCAUGGUUGAAGCUCU